Messenger RNA from Protopolystoma xenopodis, 264 nucleotides. The record is from the annotation of a GenBank genome assembly. NCBI's taxonomy places the organism in Eukaryota, Metazoa, Platyhelminthes, Monogenea, Polystomatidea, Polystomatidae.
AUGCUAUUCAAACGGAUGACGGGCGAUACUCUCGCAUCAACAGUCAAGUUUCUGUCAACAAACCGCGCUUCACUGGUUGAUCGACGCAUGGCCUCCGUCUCUAACUGUCUCCAACAGAUGGUUAACGUCUCACGAGUCACUUGCAGCCCGCAUCUACAGCUUGGAAUAAACCAAGCUAGUCAUUCAACUCUAGCCAUUCAACCUCAACUUUCCACCUUCCAGUCUAUCAUUCAAUCUGACAGUCAUCCAUGUAUAUUUAUCUAA